This is a messenger RNA of Culicoides brevitarsis, 2834 nucleotides long. RefSeq lists its product as uncharacterized. The coding region runs from base 779 to 2716 and encodes 645 amino acids. NCBI's taxonomy places the organism in Eukaryota, Metazoa, Arthropoda, Insecta, Diptera, Ceratopogonidae. Gene Ontology annotation, molecular function: calcium ion binding. The transcript has 4 exons. The record is from RefSeq and is a predicted model, not a curated record.
CGUAAUUUUUAAGAAUUUACGAAAAAUUAUAAUUAAAAAACACAAUUAAAAUGGUUUUGGACAUUUAUCAGGACCUGCAAGGUCAUGCAACGAUCAAUAACAUCCUGAAUAAUUGGAAAAACAUCGAUAGCACGUCGAAAAAUAAGGCAAUUAUGGAUUUAAUUAUCAACAUGACCGGGUUUCAGUAUGAAAUGACGAGCGAAGAGGUUGAAAUGGCAGAAAAUCCAACGAAAUAUCAGGAAAUUGUCGGAAAAGUCAUUGAAACGGAUUUUGACCACAAAAAACGGAUUAUCGGACAUCCAGAGAAGAAAAAAAUUGUCCAAAGAUUCGAUUCUUUCGCCGAAUCGCUGGUUAAGACAUUCGACAAUAACACCGCAAGGGAUUGGAUGAACUCGAUGAUCAAAUUUACCGAUGAAUUGAUGAAAAAUAAGUACAAAAUGUCGGAUUUGGUGAUGAUUGCUUCGUUUAUUCGAGUGAUUUUUUUGAAACAUUUGAUGGCUUUACGGGCUCGUUGUGAACGCGAACAGGAGUUUCUUUCGAGUCAUGCAGCAACGAUGAGUCUCUUACUGACUUUUGUAAGACACUUUUUGGCUCAUUUACGAUCGGUUUGUCGUUCAAAGACUUUCAUGAACUUUAUGUGGACGUUGGAUUGUCACUUUUUCGUCAAUAUCCGGAAUUUUUGAUACUGGAUUGGAACCAAUUGGAGGUUUUUGAGGAGUUUUUUGCCGUACAAAAUGCUAAAACGGUCUCUCAGAGCUUUGAGACGCUGCGUGCGUUGAUGGAAGGAACUGAUAUUGAAGAUGACGAGACCAAAGAAGACAUUCGCAUGGAAAUUUCAGAGUUUUUUGAGAAUUAUUUGGAUACGUUGUUCAUCGAUAUGGUCUUGAAUGUACGAGUUAACGUGUCUAAAGAAGCUUUUUUGUUGCUGAUUUUGGUGCAAAAAUUUCGUGGCGCGACGUCGAUCGUCAAAGACAAGGAGUCGCUGGAGAGUAUUUGUAACUCGUUCAUGCGUGACAGCAAAGUUAUUCGAGCAUUGGCGAUGGAUUUCAUGCGAUUAGUGAUGAAACCGGACAAAAUAUUGACUUUUAUCCUCGAAUGUUUGGACAAAUACGUCGUUUCAGUGUCGGAAAUUCUAGAAUCCAUCUUCGAUCGUGAAAUUUUCGCCCAAUGGAAGCUCUAUGGGGACUUUUUGGAUGCAGCUCGUAACAAAAAACGCUCGGUUAAUGUCGUAACUCAAAUUAUUCGACAAUCGUUGGUGCUUUUGACGAAAGAAUAUCAAGAAUACGAACAAAAUAAUCCGAACGAAGAAAUUUUGCAUGAUGCAAAAAUCGAUAUUUUGGAAUUUUUGAGGAUUUUUCCGAAAUUUUUGUACGUUUAUCGCGUGACGGCGCCAAAUCCAGAAAGUUACACAAAAAUCCUCAAGACAGUUGAUGCCGUGAACUUUGCCGAUGUAGCGAACGAUGUGACCGAAAUUUGUUUGGAAAAUCUCGUAAAAGAACUUUUUGCUGGAAUUGAGAAUUUUGAGGUGUUUCCCGUAAUUGACGCUGUCACAACGGCACUUUUGAAGCUGGAGGCUCAUUUCGAGCUGCAAGACGCAAUUUUGGACCCUUUGAUGUACUAUUCGGGCGUUUUUGCGCAAAUAACGGAAAUCGAAGACGAAAAAGCCUACAAACGAGCGACUUACUUCGUGUAUUCGUGUCUCGCGACAAAACCAACGUUACUGGAGGACAAAAUUUACGAAGAUGUGUUCACGGAUUUCUUCGAAACGAUGACAGAUGACGAGAUUUUGGAGAAAGUUGGUGUGCGGUGUGCCGUUCUUGCAGUUGUAGCGCAAAUUUUGACGAGAUGCUUCAAGAUUGUCGUCAAAAAGGGGGAAGGAAGACUCAGUUUGGAUGAAAUUGAAGCCGCUAUGAAGGUAGUUUUGCAGAAAAUGCGCGCGCAAAUGACCAAAACCACGGAAUCGCGCGUCGUGGUGCUCAGUGACAUGAAAAUUAUCAUGAUAAAUGCGGCAAAUCUCAUGCAUUAUCUGACAUUUCGCAAUCACGAAGCCGAAAUUUUCACAUCGACCUUUUCGUGCAUCGUAAAAUUGACGGAAAUGAUUCUCACGGUGCACGAUAUCCAACCAUUUUUCCAAAUUUUUAAGGAUUUCUACGAUGUUCACUACCAAAUAAUCCAAAAUCACGAAGAAAUUGUCCUCAUUUUGCGCCAUUUUGGACAACCAACGUUGCAAAAGCACAUUCCGACCUUUGCCCAGGUCCUUUUGAUCCCCCAUUCGCGCGAUCUGACACCCGACAAGAAAUAUUUUCGCAGUUUGAUUGUCAAAACGAUCAUUUUAAUCGCGAAUGAGGCAAAUAUCACGCUUUUUUGGACAGCUUUUCGGCAUUUUUUGACAGUCGUGUUGAAAUUGAAGUCGAAGGAUUUUCUAACUUUUGUCGCUAACAUGACUUUUGAGAUUUUGCAGCAGCAACUUUUAGUGCCGCAAGUGCCUGAGAUGACAAAUCGCUUUCAAAUCUUGCGAAUGAUGACGGAAAUUGUGGAAGAUAUGAGAAAAAGUCCGGCAGUGAUGACGUCAGUAAUCGAGGGUUUUAGUCAGAUGCAGCGGAUGCACCAACAGGACUUUACGGAAGAUGAAAAUCAGGAGAUUAAAGAGUUUAUGAAGGAGUUGGGAGGCAGUAAAAGUCGUCGAGUAACACGAACUCUGCGGGAUGAAUCAUAAAUUUUGUAUUUUUUUUUCUUUACAAAGAUCAUUAAAAUGAAAAAUGAGUAAAAUUUUCAAAAAAAAAUAGUUUUUUUUAAAGAAAAUUAAUAUUCAUGAUUGCCAUUUUGCGAGAAAA